Penicillium paradoxum is the source of this 2214-nucleotide messenger RNA. RefSeq names its product putative DUF21 and CBS domain protein (Mam3). The transcript is spliced from 2 exons. Lineage: Eukaryota; Fungi; Ascomycota; Eurotiomycetes; Eurotiales; Aspergillaceae. The coding region runs from base 1 to 2214 and encodes 737 amino acids. The record is from RefSeq and is a predicted model, not a curated record. Gene Ontology annotation, cellular component: intracellular membrane-bounded organelle. Gene Ontology annotation, biological process: magnesium ion homeostasis.
AUGAAUCCCUCGCCAUACCGUUCGUUUGCCUCUCGGCCUUUGAUGCUGAGUCUGGCCAAAAUCUUUCUCGUCGCCAUCUCGCAGAUUCCCUUGUCGACUGCGGCACCUAUCAUCUCCUCUCUCCGUGUCUCACCUCGCGACACGGAACCACCAAAAGAACCGAGCGACCCGAGUUUAUGGCUUUACUUAGGCAUUUCAGCUGCUCUUGUGCUCAGCGGUGGCGCAUUUGCAGGUCUUACCAUUGCCUUGAUGGGACAGGAUGAAGUUUAUCUCCAGGUCAUCAAAACAUCUGGCGAAGGGGCUGAGAGAAAAAAUGCUACUAGUGUUCUCAAUCUUCUGAAUCACGGGAAACACUGGGUCCUCGUGACACUCCUCCUUAGCAACGUUAUCACAAAUGAGACUUUGCCCAUCGUCCUGGACCGGACACUUGGUGGUGGUUGGCCGGCAGUGUUAGGGAGCACAGCUUUGAUUGUUAUUUUCGGCGAGAUCGUCCCUCAGUCGAUUUGCGUUCGUUAUGGCCUUCCAAUCGGUGCUUGGAUGGCACCCUGCGUCUUGGUUUUGAUGUACAUCAUGUCUCCAGUCGCCUGGCCAAUCGCAAAACUUCUGGAUAGGCUCCUCGGGGAAGACCAUGGUACGAUAUACAAAAAGGCCGGUUUGAAAACACUCGUCACCCUUCACAAAACCUUGGGUGAAGCCGGGGAGCAACUCAACUCCGAUGAGGUGACCAUCAUUAGCGCCGUUCUUGACCUCAAAGAGAAGUCAGUAGGCAGCAUCAUGACACCCAUGGAAGAUGUCUUCACCAUGUCGGCUGACACUGUCUUGGACGAACGCACGAUGGACCUCAUUCUUUCCCAGGGAUAUUCUCGUAUUCCCAUCCAUGCUCCUGAUAAUCCGAUGAACUUUGUCGGUAUGCUCCUUGUUAAGAUGCUCAUUACCUACGACCCAGAAGACUGCAAACGAGUCCGCGACUUUGCUCUGGCUACACUGCCUGAAACACGCCCUGAAACCAGCUGUUUAGAUAUUGUGAAUUUCUUCCAGGAGGGCAAGUCCCAUAUGGUUCUUGUCUCUGAGUAUCCUAGUGAGGAUCGUGGCGCCCUUGGGGUUGUCACCUUGGAAGAUGUUAUUGAAGAAUUGAUUGGAGAAGAAAUCAUUGAUGAAUCUGAUGUUUUCAUUGAUGUUCACAAAGCCAUUCGGCGCAUGACGCCUGCACCAAAAUCUCGUGUUCCUAAAGGCAAGAUCGUCGAGGAGCCACCUUUGAAUGCUGCUAUUAUCACUGAUGGCGACUUGAUUGACGUGGAUUCCCCAAAGCCCUCUUCACUUCCCAAGCCUUCCGACUUGGUUCGACGCCGUAGUUCCGUGGAAGCGCCCCUCCCUCGUUUCCAACUCCGCAAAACAAAUGCCGAUGCAACUCCCAACUCCUCUAAUGAAUGGGUCACACAAGUCGGUACCACAGAUGAAAUUCGAGAACAUCUGAAACAUCUUGGGCCGUCCAACCUUGCCAGUCGUCCACGACAAACCCGCUACCAUGCUGUCAAAAUCAAGCGCAACAGCACCUCUCCCUCCCGCUCUGCACAAACUGACUUUGAGUCCGGUCAUAUCAUCUCCGACUCCCAAAAACUUAAUACGUCUUCCACUGGUUAUCAAGGUGGUAUUGGUGCUGGCUUACUCAACUCUGCUGGACCAGAUGCCAAGGACGGUACACACAGUUUAAAAACAUGCUACGGUACCAUGAGCCCGCAUGACAGUGUGAGCAAAGGCACCAGUGCUCAACAGUUCAAAGACCUUCCCCAAGUCUCUAUUCCGGAAGCUGUCCAUGAGGAGCACGAAGAUCAACCGCGUUCUGGGUCGACGCGCAAGCCUGGCAGUGCCGAAGGCAGUGUUCGAUCCUCUAAUUCACCUACAUCAUUUAUUUACCACCAUCGUGGACCAGCACGCAGUGGAAGUAUCACAGAACAGGUUGUGGAUGUCAACGGUAUACGCAAAGUUGUCCUCCACGCCAAUUGCACAAGCUCCUCAGACGGUGAACCGCACCAAGCAGGUCACCAUCAUAACCACAACCACAAAAAAGAUGUGGUUCUUGAGACCGAUGAUACAAAAUCUCAAAAUCCAGACAAAGGCCUUCCAAAAUCCAAAAAGAAGCGCCGCCGCAAGAAGCACAGUAAAGCUUCAAAAACUGAUGACGGUCCCUCUGAGGAUCAACCACUACUGAAAUGA